UCGCAUUCGGCGCCCGGCGGCCGCAGCGAAAACAGCGGAGCCUACGGGAUGGCGGCGGGCGAGGGCGGGGCCGACUCGCUGCCCCCGCCCUCCCCCUCCUUGCCGGGCCCCCUUCCGGGCUCCGAGCGUGCCUUGGAAGAAGCGGCGGCCUCGGGCAGCCUGAGCCUGGCGGGACGGCGGCUGAGGCAUUUCCCCGGAGGAGCAGCUCGGCGCUGGGACCUCAGCGACAUCACGCAAGCGGAUCUCUCCCGGAACCGUUUUGCUGAAGUGCCUGAAGACGCUUGCCACUUGAUGUCCUUGGAAGGACUGAGCCUAUACCACAAUUGCCUGCGCAGCCUCCCUCCAGCGAUUGCCAACCUCCAGGCCCUCACGUACUUGAACAUCAGCCGGAACCAGAUCUCCGCCUUGCCCUCCUGCCUCUGCCGCUUGCCCCUCAAGGUCCUCAUCGCCAGCAACAACAAGCUGGCGUCCCUGCCGGAUGACAUCGGCUCCCUCAGCAGCCUUCGCCAGCUGGACGUCAGCAGCAAUGAGCUACAGUCCCUCCCAGGGGGCAUGGGAAGCCUGGAGUCCCUUCGGGAUCUCAACAUUCGCCGGAACCAGAUCACUGUCCUGCCCGAAGAGUUGGCUGAGCUUCCGCUGGUGCGGCUGGAUUUCUCCUGCAACCUGAUUGCGCGUCUCCCGGUCUGCUUCCGUCACUUGCGGCACCUCCAGUGCAUCCUUCUGGAGAACAAUCCCCUGCAAUUCCCACCUGCCCAGGUCUGCCUGAAGGGCAAAAUCCACAUCUUCAAAUACCUCAACAUCGAGGCCUGCAGCAAGGCCAGGUCGGACCUGGCAGAGUUUGCCCAAGGACGCCCCACUGGCUUUGGCACGUGCCUCCCAGAGGACUUCUAUCCUGCCCGGCAGCACGGGGGCCUCGACUCUGGCUUCCAUAGCGUGGACAGCGGCAGCAAGCGGUGGUCGGGGAACGAGUCCACCGAUGAGUUUUCAGACCUCUCCUUCCGCAUCGCUGAGUUGGCCCGCGACCCCAAGCAGCUGAAGGAGAAGCGCGGCGGGGCAGCCGAUGCCAGCGAACUGGAGCAGAUCGACUACAUCGACAGCAGCGUGAAUGGGGAGGAGGAGGAGGAGGAGGAGGAGGUGGCGGAGGAGGAGGGGACGGCACCCCCUCCUCUGGCAGGGAGGGCCGGCAAGGCGUGGCCCGGCUUCCCAGGGACGGCGUCUCACGAGGAGCACCCGAAGCCAGCCAGGAGCUUUUCCCAGAGAGCAGGUGCUGCAGCAGAGCCAGGAGCAACUGGCAGGAGCAGUGGCGGGGCCAGCCUUCCCAGGCCAGAGUUGUCUGCCGAGGAGCGCCGCCGCCCUGAACUCUUGCAGCUGUGGCAGGAAAGGGAGCGCCAGCAGCAGCAGCGGCCCCUGUGGCCCCAGGGGACCGAGAAGCCGGACAGCAGCCUGGUGGAGAGCAGCAGCAGCAGCAGCAGCAGCCUCUCUCAGCUGAGGCCCUGCAGCCAGGGAGCCGAACCGCUGGCUGGUUCCCCCAAGCAAAGUCCACACUGCGCAGACCCUCUUCUCUCUCGGAGUUCUACUGCUGCCAAUCCUGGACCCCGAGAGGCCGGCUCAGUGCACAGGCCUUCCAGUUUCCUGUUCCGCUCUUCCUCCCAGCAAAGCAUCCAGAGGAGUUCUGGCUCGCGCUCUCUUGAGCUUGGCAGCCCCUUGCGGUCCCGUGCCGGAUCCCAGGCCCUGGAUGAGCAGGAGCUCCUCAGUCAGCUGCGCAAGGCGAUCGAGUCCCGUUUGAACGUUACGCUGGCUGAGGACUUGGGCGAGGCCCUGGCUGACGGGGUCAUCCUUUGCCAGCUGGCAAACCAGCUGUGCCCACGCUCUGUGCCCUUCAUUCAUGUGCCCUCGCCUGCUGUGCCGAAGCUGAACGCCCUCAAAAGCCGCAAGAACGUGCAGAGCUUCCUGGCUGCCUGCCACCAGCUUGGGAUUCCUGAGGUGUCUCUCUGUGGUGCCUCAGACAUUGCCCUGCUCCUCCAAGGCAACGCCCACGGCUUCCUGUGCCUUCUGGAAGCCCUGCUGCUGCACCCAGUGGCAGGGAGUCCCCUCGCCCCUGCCGCCCUCUCCGAUCACCUCGCGGGCUUUGGCAUCUUCUAUGCUUGCGUCAUGCUGCUGUUGUACUUUGCCUAUUGCAAGCUGUGUGGCUGCUGCUGCUGCCGCUGAGGGUCUGAAGCUGGGCCCUUCCGCCAGUCACCCUCCCUGCGUCAGGAUGCAGCAGAGAUUCAGGCCUUGGUCAAGCUGCCCCCUUGCUAGGGAGACCUUUCCUCCCACGUCAGACCAGUAGUCAGCGCCCAAGUGCUGGGCGAGCCCUCCUUUCUUCACCAGGUGGGAUGGGUUGGGGGCAGUCGGGAAUCAAAGGCACUGGCUGCCCCACAUAGUUCAGCCGGGGUUUCCUGACCCUUCGAGGCUGCGGGUUCCCUGCUACGUCAGUUCAGAUUCACCGUGGCCUGGUCAUGCUUGUGCCUUCCCCUUGGCCCAGUGCCCAGGAAACUGCUGCCUUCCUAAGUGCCUCCUGGGGCAGGAUGGCUGCAGGUGUGCCCCACCUGGCAGCACAGAGGCCUCUGUCUGCUUGUUCCCGAGAACUGAGCUACUUCCAGCACAGCAGCCCUUCGCUUUAAUGAUGGCUACGCUUUCCCAAUCCCAGUGUGGGCUCCCACACCCUUCUGGCCAAGAGUUGCAGAGCUUUCUGGCUGUUUCGCACUCUGGAACAGGCCCUGACUUGCUUCCCCUCUGCCUGCCAGCUGGGAACUCAAGGACUUGGCUUGUCCCCGGGUGGGCAGGCCAUGACCUUUCGAGGGCUGUGGGCCAAAUGGCUGCAACCUCCUGUGAGAUCUGGGCGCUCAGUUCCUACUCUUGCUGUAACAGUGCAUAUCUUGGGGCACCUGGGAAUGGUUUUGGAAACCUCUCUGCCUAAAGCUGCCCAUGCUGGUGCGUGCCUGCAUUCGAGGGUACCAGACUUGUGAUCUACAACUGAAGGUCCAAGGUAGGGGCAGAAGAGGAAGGAACCCCGUGUGCCCCAGUCUCUUCACCUAGACCUGGCUUGGCACAACUCUGCUCCUCCUGAGCUGCCUCUGCCCUGUCCGGUGAAGCCCCCCCUUGAAUGGAAAUGCCUUAAUGGGAGAAAGCGAUUCUCCUUUCGGAUGUAGGCCUUUCAAUAAUGCUACCCCUUUGCUGCCUUAAAUAU
Molecule: messenger RNA, 3229 nt
Organism: Candoia aspera
Lineage: Eukaryota; Metazoa; Chordata; Lepidosauria; Squamata; Candoiidae
Gene: LRCH4
Product: leucine rich repeats and calponin homology domain containing 4
Exons: 18
Coding region: 49-2208 (719 amino acids)
Molecular function (GO): protein binding
Source: RefSeq, a predicted model, not a curated record